Alosa sapidissima (American shad) is the source of this 1811-nucleotide messenger RNA. RefSeq names its product early growth response protein 2b. Lineage: Eukaryota; Metazoa; Chordata; Actinopteri; Clupeiformes; Clupeidae. The transcript is spliced from 2 exons. Bases 323 to 1783 code for a protein of 486 amino acids. The record is from RefSeq and is a predicted model, not a curated record. Gene Ontology annotation, biological process: regulation of transcription by RNA polymerase II. Gene Ontology annotation, molecular function: DNA-binding transcription factor activity, RNA polymerase II-specific; RNA polymerase II cis-regulatory region sequence-specific DNA binding.
AUGACACACAGCGGGGAAUCCUCUAACCGGAGACGGUGAAUGGGGAGGAGGAACCAUCGUUCAGCCAAAGUGUAUAUAAAGAGCAAGAAGGGAAGCCGUUGGUGUGAAAUUCACAGCAACAGAUAGCACAGGAGCUCUGGACAUCGGUGAAGCACUUAGAAGAGAAGGGAAUCCCGAUUUAUUUACAUUUUUUCAGGGCACGUUGAUUGCUUUCUUGGACAUAUAUACGCAAACUUCACUGCGUGAAGAAGGACAAAUUUGAUAAAUCAUCCGUGGUGCGCAAAAUAGGCUGACUUCACAUUUGGACUUCACUCUUGUAAACAUGCUAAACAACAUGGAUUUGAACUCGCAAGACUCAUUCUACCUCCAGUUCGAAAACUCCUCUCUUGGAAGGGAAGCUAAUGGAGAGAAGGAUCAUCAGGAUAUGUUUGUGGAGGCUGACAGCGCGGCACCUGCUCCAUUUGCAACCGGAGGGACACCUAUUACCCCCAAAACGGAACCUACAAAUUCAGAUUUUCUUUAUAACCCAUGCGACGGCGCAAAAAGUGGCUACGUUUCCUCCCUUGCCUACUCUGGCAGCUUCUAUGUUGAGACAUCUCAGGGCGCAUCGUGCUGCACGGAGACUCUUCUCAACAUGAUCACCGAGAUUGUCGGUAUUUCAACUACGCCUAUAACUGAGGUGCAGCCGCAGAACGGUACUGGGACGUCGUACACCACCAGCCCACCUCCGAUGGAGAACACCAGCGGCAGUUUUCGGGACGCAGGGGUCCAGAGGCAAGCGCCCGCUUGCAGCACCUCCCCGCCCCUUUUCCCCCCGGGGAAUAUGUGUCAAACGUUCUCUGACGCGCAGACCAGCACACAAGCUUCCGAGGCGGCCUCCACUCAGUUAAACUUCUCCCUUUCCACACCAGUUGUGAGCCAAAAGCUAUCUGAACCCCAGUCUGAGACAGCUACGUUCCCAGUUGUUGUGAAGAAUGAAUUCGAAAGCAGUUGCUAUGAAUGGGGUGCCUUUAACAAACCUGACACUUACUUGGACGCGGGGACAUUUCCAAUGUCCAGUGAUUUCCCACCUGACCAAGUCGAUGUCAAGGAUCUUCUGGACACGUUUUCCCCUAUUUGCCCAAACCCAGACAUGGAGUUCAAAGUAGAGAAUGUAAUUAAACAGGAGCAGUGUUUCACGGAUACAUGCUCACAAAGUUUUAGCACCCCACUUUUUAAUUACCCCUCCCCAGCUAUUGAUCUCUCAACCAAUAAUAUUCUAAAACCGACUUUAUUUCCCAAUAUUGAGCUGCAGCAACUAUCAAGUCAGUGCGACACUUCAUACACAUCUUCCACUAUUGACUCUAUUUUAUAUUCCUCGUUGCUGCCGGAGUCUUUCAACCAGACCUACACUCGGCCACCAAAGGCCCCCCGUGCGAAGAAAAGUCCUGGUUCCUCCACUGGCCCCGCCAAAGAAAAGCCCUUCACCUGCCCUAUGGAAAACUGUGAUCGACGCUUCUCCAGGUCUGACGAGCUCAACAGGCACAUUCGCAUCCACACUGGACACAAACCCUUUCAGUGCCGCAUCUGUUUACGCAGCUUCAGUCGAAGCGACCACCUGACAACCCACACCCGGACUCACACGGGAGAGAAGCCAUUCUCCUGCGACGUAUGCGGCAAACGAUUUGCAAGGAGUGACGAGAGGAAGCGCCAUGGACGUGUUCAUCUCAAACAAAAAGAGAAGAUGGAACUGAAGCCUCAAGUGAUUAGCGCGUGGCCAUUCACUCUACCCGAAGGCAUCUGAAGUGCUCAUUAAAAUGCGCUUUAAAUUG